AUUGACGCAGCGGGUGUCGUCUUGUGCGUCAGGAGCAGACAGAUGCCAGAGCAUCAUCAUCAUCAUCAGCGCGGGGCUCCCUUCCGGUCCGGACCACAGCGUCGACCACACGUAGCUCCCCCCAGCUCGCCUUGUCAGUCCGGUUCGGAUUGACGAGGAGCUUCGGCUGCAUCCAUUGGUUCCGAGAAUGCUCCGGGGCCCCCCCUCAGCGGGCCUGACAAUAUGAGCGUGACGUCAUGGUUCCUGGUCAGCAGCUCUGGCACUCGCCACCGCCUCCCCAAGGAGAUGAUCUUUGUGGGCCGGGAGGACUGCGAGCUGAUGCUGCAGUCUCGUAGCGUGGACAAACAGCACGCCGUCAUCAACUACAACGCCACGACCGACGAGCACCUGGUCAAGGACUUGGGCAGCUUGAACGGGACGUUUGUCAACGACCUGCGGAUUCCCGAUCAGACGUACAUGACGCUCAAGGUCUCCGACAUCAUCCGCUUCGGAUACGAUUCUCACGUCUACCUUCUGGAGAAGAGUCAACACAAGGUCCCUGAAGAAGCUCUCAAGCAUGAGAAGUACACCAGCCAGCUGCAGAUGAGCAUCAAGAGGGCGGAGCUAGAGGAAGGCACCAAGGCGGAGAAGAACCCGAGUACCAAGAGUCUGACUCAGGGUAUGGAAUCUGAUGAGAAGUGUCAAUGCAGUGUCACUUCCUGUUUCACAUCCCUCCCCUUCUCGUAUGCGACAGAGGCUCCGCCCCCCCGGCCCACACCCCUCUACGGGCAGCCGUCCUGGUGGGGAGAGGAGGAUUAUGGGAGUCCAGCUGAGAGCAGAGAUGAACCUCAUCCAGAGAUGCAGAAGGAAUCUUCCUCGGUGGAUUUUCCCGGAAGUCUCUCGGAUCCGCCAAGCAAGACCCUUAUCCCGUCGUAUCAGCGUGAGGCCAACUACUUCGAGAUCCCCACCAAGGACUUGCAGCUUCCUAAGGCCGUGGAGGCGGAGCUGCAAGAAAUCCCCACCAAGGACACAGACACGCCCCCUGCUCCGCCUCCCAGCGAGACGCCGCCUGUGGUUCAGAGCCACGCCUCCUUCACCAUCGAGUUUGAUGACUGCAGUCCCGGCAAGAUCAAGAUUAAAGAUCAUGUGACUAAGUUCUCCUCCCGCCAGAGGAAGACUUUGCCCCCCGCAAAGAUGCGGGCCGCAAGCGCUACACCCGCGGAAGUGAUGUCAUCAGAGAGCAAGGUGGCGGAUUGGCUGGUGCACAGCGACGUCAGCAUGAUGAGGCGCCACCCGACGUGCGACGACGUUUACAGCACCAAGAGCGACCUCGCCAUCAACAUCAAGAUGCUCAAAGGUCAUCACCAUGACGACGGAACUCAGAGCGACUCCGAGGACCCGGUGCUCAAAGGACGUAGCGGUAAAUCCCAGCACUCCGUCGACUCCCGCUACUCCGUCCAACUUGAACCAUCCCCGGCGCUGGAGCCGCCGCUGCGCCCCAGCCCCCCUCGGCCCCGGUCCCCUGCCACCGACCCACCAAAGCCCCCGGAGCACCUCAGCCAGCAGGCCUUCAUUAUCGAGUUCUUUGAUGACAACCCACGCAAGAAACGCUCACAGUCUUUCACUCACAACCCCGCCCACACGGACUCGUACUCCACCCUGAAGGCCAAGCUGGAGCGGCGCAAAGGGGGGGAGAGGCCGGCGUCGGUGCACGGCCACGUGCCCCCGACCCAGCAGACCUCGGCCCCCUUCAAGGGUCACGCCCACGCAGGGCCCCAGAGAUCCAGCUCUCUGAAGAGGGAAAAGGGAGAGGCGGAAUCGGCUUCGUCCACUUCCACCUCUCGCUCUACGUCGGCCAUCUUUGUUCGACCUUUCGGCAGCGUUGGGAAAAAGUCAGCGCUCGCUCAGGAGUUUGCUGUGGAAUUGUUGAAGGACGCUUGUCAACAGGACUCCUACCUCGCCGGGGACAUCAUCUCAUCUCCGCCCAUGUCUGCACCGCCAGUGAUGGUGACGCCUCCUCUUCCUCCUUCGCCCAAAGAACCAUCAGCCCCGCCCACAGUGGCCAACACUGCCCACACCGCUUUGCCUCCGACGUUCACAAAAGCCGCCUCCCUCGCUUCUGACGGCCUCAGCAGGAUCAGCCCCCCCCGACCUUCCUCUGGCGCCGUGCUUCCGCCCCUUGGGGGAGACCCCAAAGGCUGUCAGAGGUUGCUGAGGAACGAGGAGGACGACAGCGUCAGCGAGGCCGGCACCUACACCAUCGACACCGACGCCCAAGACCAGGAGGUGGAAGACGCUCGCAGCAUGAUUGAUCAGGUCUUUGGGAUCCUUGACUCGCCCGAGUAUGGCGGGCUGACCCCGGGAACAUUCAGACCUGUGAUAGAUGAAGACCAGGACGACCAUGCUAACAUUGCUAGCGCUGCAGAAAUGCUGCAUGACUUGGGUGGCCCAUUACAGAUUCCCGCUGCUGGUCUGGAAGGACCAAAGUGGGUUUCCCGUUGGGCUAGUCUAGCAGACGGCUACGUUCUACCUGCUUCCACACCUCCAAGGCAAAGUCAAGAAGACUUGCAGAUCCUCAGUCAGCAAGCGGAAGGUUGCAGCUUGGAGAACCCGGAAUCCUCAGAGUCCAACCGCAGCUCUCGGAUGAGAAGGCGACUGCCUCAAGUUCCUCCAGAAAAGUUCAAUGGCGCCACCACCAACCUCCUUAUUCGUCGAGAUGGAGACCAUGUGGACAGAAGUCCUCUGGGAAACUUGUCCGUCCAGGAUGAAGUGGAUCCCGACAGUCUGAGUGACGCCAGUCGCUCCGAGGACACUCCCGUUUCGAAGCAAACAAACAAAGAUCAGUUCAGUUCUAGGUUCAGUUCUUGCUCAGGUCAAGAGAAACUGUCCCCGUCCACAAAACCCACCAUCUUCUAUAUUGGUUCUGGAGAAAAUCCAACCAAACCCGACCCAGCUAGAUUCCCAGUGCAGUGUGAGAGGUCCGCAGACCCCCACGUGAAAAGUCCCCCAACCACCAUACUGAUCCGACACCUCAGCAGCCAUGAAGGCCAAAGAGGGGGCAUCAAACCAAACAGUUCUGCGCCAAACCUCCAAACACAGGACAAGGAUUCUGUUCCCACAAAGGACUCCUGGUCCCUCGCACGUCAGGAGAGUUUCACCAAAGACGGACCGACCGACUGCAUCAAGAAACUUCCACACAUUUCCAGUCACCCGUCCAUCCGAGACAUGGAACAGAGGAAGUUCAUGGACAUGGAGGCCUUUCUUCAGGAGACCAGAUCUCCUGGCUCCGGGCAGAGCUCCAAGAGAGGUGGCUCGUCCAGCCAUGUGGAUGAUUCGCUUUCUGGCGAGUCCGAUGUGGACACGGCAAGCACUGUGAGCCAGGUCAGUAGUAAAAAUGCGUCCGCCGGUUCAGCUUUGAAGAAACGCCCCAAAGCCAAUGAGCAAAAACAAACGACGUCCUCAAGCCAGGAAAAGGGACGGAAGAUCACCGCCCGUGAGCGACUUUCGGAGAAACGGCGAAACCAGACGGCGGUUAAUGCUACCAGCAAAGCGGAAGCAGCAAAGCGCUUGCAGAUGCGGCGCAGUUCCGGAAACCGUGGAUCACUAGAUCUGUCCGAGGGCCAGCAGGCUUCUGACCAGGAAUUCCAAACAUCUAAUCGGAGUAAAAAGCUUGUCCACCAACCUCAGAAAGACGACCCCGGAAAGAUGCCCAAAUCAUCAAAUGUCCAGGUUCUUACUCGCUCCAACAGCCUCUCCGCGCCGCGUCCCACACGAGCAUCGAUGUUGCGUCGAGCACGCUUGGGAGAAGCCUCGGACAAUGAAGGUACGGAGACGGACAGGGCCUCUCAAAGUUCUGACCAUGCUGUUGCUGGACCUAAAGCAUCCCAGGAGGUGAAAAAACUGUCCAGACUGGACAUUUUGGCGCUUCCGAGGAAGAGGACGGGUUCUUUUACGGCUCCGAGCAACAAUGAGACCUCCUCCAUGAACCGGCCUAGUUUCUCCGGCCGGAGCACUGACGCCACUCUUGCCACCAGGAAGUCCUCAGCGGGCGACACCCGCCAGCCUUUGAGCAAAGUCGGCGUUCCAGGGAAGAACUCAUCCAACCGUUCCAGUGGAACCAAGUACUCCAACAGUGGGGUCCAUUCCAAUGUCUCCUCUUCAUCUGACGAAGACUACAAGAGCAGCGCUACUUCCCAGAAAACUAAACGCUCCACGCAGACGCCUCGAAGCAGCAGGACAGCCCCCGGCCGCUCCAAGUCCGUCUCCCUGGAGACAGAAGAGGAUGAGGACCGGAGCGACCCGUACCAGAACUGGUCCACUCACAGUGCAGAGAUUGCCAAGCUCAGCCAUGACCUGGCUAAAGACUUGGCCAUUUUGGCCAAAGAAAUCCACGACGUGGCCGGAGAUGGAGACCCAAACGGCGCCUCCGGGGACCUGACGGCCGCUUCGCCCGGCUCACGUCCUGACACGUCAGCCAUGUCUGCCAGGGAGGAGGUGGGACGCAACGUAACGUAUCCAAAAUUGACAGAAUUCAAAAUUCCCACAUUCACAUCUGUGUUGUCUUUCCAGCUGGUCCAAGUUAUCCCGGACGCCGCUUUAAAUUUUCCUAAGCUGCCAACGGGUUCCGCUUCUGUGCCGGAACUGGACGCAAACAUGAACGAGGCCCCACAGAGUUUGAGUCCGCUGUCGCAACUGUCGCACGCCAUCCGGGACAACACCGAGCAACUGGCCGCCAAAAUCAAGGUGGUCUUCCACAACAAAGCGGAUGUGUUGGAGGAGAUGGACAAGAAGAUGGAUGCUGACAAGGAACUUCCCGUCCUAAAAGGCUCCAGUCAGGAGAUCACAUCCAUCGUGACGGAACUCAGAAGAGUCCAAAGGCAGCUGGAAGUCAUCAACUGGGUUGUGGAUCCGGCCGGGAAUCUCCAGUCCCGCGGUCAAAUCCCUCGGACGACAUCAAAGGAAAAAAAAGCUGCCAGCAAACAAAAUGGCGUCUCUCAGAAAGCAACACGUCACAUGCCGUGAGAGGUUCAUGUGCUAAUUCUUACCAUUACAUCAAUAUGCUAGUUAGUUGUUAGAAACCACAACACAGGAUUUGAUGCCUCUAUAGGGCACCUUAGGGUGGGU
Molecule: messenger RNA, 5103 nt
Organism: Doryrhamphus excisus (bluestripe pipefish)
Lineage: Eukaryota; Metazoa; Chordata; Actinopteri; Syngnathiformes; Syngnathidae
Source: RefSeq, a predicted model, not a curated record